Molecule: messenger RNA, 1195 nt
Organism: Dioscorea cayenensis subsp. rotundata (Guinea yam)
Lineage: Eukaryota; Viridiplantae; Streptophyta; Magnoliopsida; Dioscoreales; Dioscoreaceae
Product: heavy metal-associated isoprenylated plant protein 7-like
Exons: 5
Coding region: 115-1122 (335 amino acids)
Molecular function (GO): metal ion binding
Source: RefSeq, a predicted model, not a curated record
CCUCGCACGUGCCUCGCUAUUUAAUGCCACGUCUGUGUUCCUCUUUCUCCUCUCUUCUCUUCUUCUUUGAGUUCAUCUUCAUCCAAAGAAGGAGAGAGAGAAAGAGAAGGAGAGAUGGGAGAGGAAGAGAAGGGAAAGAAGGAGGAAGAGAAGCCAAAGGUUGAGGAGGAGGAGAAGAAGAAGGAUGAAGGAGAAGCGAAGCCAGUAGCGGCGGUGGCUGCGGAGGAGGUGGCGCCGCCACCUCCACCACCUCCUCCGCCGGAGGAGAUUGUGAUGCGUGUGUUCAUGCAUUGUGAGGGUUGUGCUAGAAAAGUUAGACGUUCUUUGAAAGGAUUUGAUGGAGUGGAAGAAGUGAAGACGGAUUGCAGGAGUUGGAAGGUGGUGGUGAAAGGGAAGAAGGCGGCGGAGGAUCCAUUGAAGGUGGUGGAGAGAGUUCAGAAGAAAAGUGGGAGAAAAGUUGAGCUUUUGAGUCCAAUGCCACCACCAAAGGUAGAGAAGAAGGAGGAGGAGAAGAAGGUGGAAGAAGAGAAGCCUAAGAUUGAAGAGAAGAAGGAAGAGCCUGUUGUGAUAUCAGUUGUGCUUAAGGUGCAUAUGCAUUGUGAGGCUUGUGCUCAGGAGAUCAAGAAGAGGAUUCUCAAGAUGAAAGGAGUGCAAGCUGCUGAAGCAGACUUGAAGAGCUCUCAAGUGACAGUGAAGGGAGUGUUCACCGCGCCGGAGCUGGUUGAAUACGUCCACAAGCGCACCGGAAAGCACGCCGCCGUCAUCAAUCAAGAGCCGGCCGAGAAGAAGCCGGAGCCAGCGCCGGAAACAGAGCCAAAAACCGACUCCAAAGCCGACACCACCCCUGCUGUGGACUCCAAAGACAAGCCCGAAGCUACCGCCGGCGACGCCGCCGCCGCCGCUGAAAAGAAGGACGAAGCAAGCAAUGACGCCGGAGCAGCCAAGGAUAAGGAUGCCGGCGGUGAAGUGGCGGCGACGGCGGCGGAAGUGGCGGAGGAGGCGAAGGUGGUGGAGAUGAAGAAGUAUGAGUACCUGUACUAUCAGAGAUACCACCCGAUGGAGUACGCUUAUCCACCGCAGAUCUUUAGUGACGAGAAUCCUAAUGCGUGCGUUGUCAUGUAGAUUGACCGUUGGAUCGUGGUUUAUACAUAUUUGCGAUAAGGACCCUUAAAGUAUAUUGAAUUAUUAAUAAGUA